Ruditapes philippinarum (Manila clam) is the source of this 3662-nucleotide messenger RNA. Its product is annotated as latent-transforming growth factor beta-binding protein 4-like. Bases 84 to 1538 code for a protein of 484 amino acids. Gene Ontology annotation, biological process: establishment or maintenance of epithelial cell apical/basal polarity; heterophilic cell-cell adhesion. Gene Ontology annotation, molecular function: calcium ion binding. Gene Ontology annotation, cellular component: plasma membrane; protein-containing complex. NCBI's taxonomy places the organism in Eukaryota, Metazoa, Mollusca, Bivalvia, Venerida, Veneridae. The transcript is spliced from 4 exons. The record is from RefSeq and is a predicted model, not a curated record.
UAUGUAAAUAUUAUUUUAUCACUCUCUUUGACACUUUUGCUAUUUCAUUUGUAUUUGAUGUAUAGUAUCAUAAAGUUAUAAAAAUGAAAGGGUUUAUAAUAAUUGUCUUCUUAUAUUCAAAGACUUUAGACGGAAGCAGUAUUUGUGAUAAUAUUACCUGUGGGCCAAACAGCGUAUGUUCCGUUUCAGCAAGCUCCCCAGGCUAUAAUUGUUCCUGUUAUGCUGGUUUUAUAUCUCCGAAUUGUACCGAUCGUGACGAAUGUUCUAUGGUAUCUAAUUUGUGUCAAAAUGGUACGUGCGUUAACAACCCAGGCUCGUAUUCCUGUGCAUGUAACACAGGAUAUACAGGUUUUCAUUGUGACAAACAGGCGGAUCCUUGCUUGUUGAAUCCAUGUGAAAAUGGGGGCACCUGUCAACCAGCGACUGACGGUACAUUCUUGUGCAAAUGUUUUGCUGGAUUCGAUUCAAACUACAAUUGUAGAGAUAUCAAUGAAUGUUCGAUAGCUUCUGGUACUUGUCAUAAUGGUACGUGCCAAAAUACUUUAGGUUCUUUUAAGUGUUUGUGUAAUGCCGGGUACCAAGGGGCGCACUGCACGCGAGAUACCAAUGAAUGUGACAAACAUCCGUGUAACAAUAACAGCGCAUGCGUGAACAAUGCAGGGUCGUAUAAAUGCAUGUGCUAUCCAGGAUAUGAUGGCUCAGAUUGUGUAGACAAAGAUGAAUGUUCUUUGUCAGCCAGUAUUUGUAACCAUGGAACGUGCGUGAAUACACCAGGUUCAUUUAAAUGUGUCUGUCAAAAUGGUUAUAGUAAUCCACGAUGCAAAGAUAUAAAUGAAUGCUUGAAUUCUCCAUGUAUCAAUGGCUUGUGUGUAAAUACAGAGGGAUCAUUUCAGUGUAAGUGCAACCAUGGUUUUCAAGGAAAACUUUGCGAAGAAAAAAUAAUAGUAACAUCCACAACUGUUUCAUCGACUUCUAUAAAAACAACUCACAAAGUAUCACUUUUACUGUCUUCAAUAUUUGCUUUUUCAUCAACACCUCCUUUUGAUGUCACAACUGCUACAACUAUAAAAACGUCAUUACUUAGGACUUCUUCAACCUCUUCCGUACCUUCGGUUACUUCAAAAGCAUUUUUACCAACAUCCGAUAUGCAUGCUUCAGUGACUAGUUCUUCAUCUAGCUCAUAUUCGACAUUGUCAAAAGUAUAUUCGCCUCAUUCUGUACAAAAAUCUGACAUAACAACUUCACCACUAGGAAAAAGUCAGGUUGCAGACAGAUGGAGGAAUAUACAAACAACCAGAAGUAGUAUUCCAUGGGCACAGAACCAUUGGUAUAUUUUUGUAUUGGUCGGUGUUGUAUUGAUAACAGGAAUAUUAGUAUCUCUGGUUGUGGUCAAGAAAAGACUGCGGAAGGCGUCUGGGUUUACUCGUCUUAACGGUUCACUCGAGGUAACAAGUUCUACGACAGUAAAACAAAUUCAGGCAGAGAAUCCGCUGUAUAUGGAGUUCCAUGGACAUGAAUCUGGAGCAUCAGAUCUUUAGAAAUAACUGUUUAAUACUUUGAUUUUAACUUCUGUUCGAAUAUAAAGGUCGGCGUCGGGAUUUUCAUGCUUAAAUUUUGUCUAGUUAACAGUUUGCAUGCAGGUUGCAUCUCAAUAAUAAAUGCAUGGAUUGGAUUCAUACAUGCAUUUCUAGAAUUAUACCAAUAAAAAUAUCUAAGUUCCGAGUCUACCCUCUGUAAAGUAAGAACAAUAACCUCUAGUACAUUUAACGUUUUUAUGACUCUAUUUUAUCUCCAUCAACUACAUCAAGUAUUCUUUGAAAUUCAGGUCUGAAUUAUGGUCACUCUUUGAGACACAUUUCUUUCCAAUUUGGUGAGGGUUUUUUUUUCUAGUCAUGUUGUUAAAUUAAUCACCCUUAUGACAUGUUGCCUGUUUUUGUCCCCUGCCACUCACACCAAAGGGGACUUUAGGUUUAUCCUCCGUACGUUUGACCGUACGUAAGUAUUGAAUGUAUUUUUAAGAAACUUGAAAUAUAUCUAGAUUACAGUAAGAGAUCAUGCAUGUCAAUGUUCACUACUCUAGCACCAAAAAUAUUAAAAUUAAUAACCUUGAAUUUAGAAUUUUCAUAAGAAAGGUUUAUUAAGUUUUCUCUAACUUCUUUGUUCCUUAAUGUAUCUACUUAAAACUUCAAGUUUAUCUUCUUUAUAUUCACUUUAAUCAUGUAUUAGAAGAAUCAACGUGUAGCUUGACGAUUUCUGGAAUUAUGACCCAUUGAAAUUUAUUUGAAAAUUGUUGUUUGUUGUUGUUGAUGUUGUUUAAUUUUCUUCUUUGUUACUUUAAAUGUUAUAUAUUUGAAACAUAUUUCUGAUUUCAUUUUUUGCCGUUGUUACUAUAAAUUGUAUCUACUAUAGACAUAAGAUUUUGUUUUUUGUCAUCACACUCGACAUGUAUGAUAAGGUUCAUAAGUCUAGCAUCUUAAUUUCAAGAGCUUUCUCCUCUUUAGUUCAAGAAUUUUGCUUUUGAAAAUGUUAUAUUGUGGUUACAACAAGGCAGGUGUAAAAUUUGCCCUCUGUCUCUUCGUCUGUUCCUAAAAAACUGUUUCCUGAUCACUUUUAAAGAACUCAGAACUUUACUAAACAAAUUACUUAAAAUAGAGAAAAGUUGAAACAUUAUUUAAUCAGUUUCAUCCUUCUGAGAAACUUGGAUAUUUUGUUUAUCUUUUAUAUAAACAUUAUUUCCUUAUUAGGCAGAGAGAGAAACUAAACACAUUACUAUAAUGAUAAAGAUACAAUAAGAACUCUAGUUCAUUCAUGUCACAAUGGCAUAAGCCCUUCAGAAUUGCACUCUUAGGAAAUAUAGAUAAAAAUUUAAAGAUAGUCAGCCAACAGCAGAAAACCUAAGUGGCAAACGUUAUUCACUUUCGGUUCCAGCAAACGGGUGAGGAUUAAAACUAGCAUCACAAGUGUUACACAGAUGUAACUUCAGUACAUGUAGUUCAUAGAAAAUGAGUAUCCAUUGAAAAUGGCAUUCUUUAUGAUUGUCUGCUAAUUUCAAUCUUAUAUAAUGUCCCAACAAAUACAAGAUUUGAGGGUGAGGGGUAAAUGUAGGAAACAUUUUGUCCUGUCGCUGCACGUUCUAAGAACUCAAAUUAUUCAUUUCAAAGGUCACGAAGAAUUUAAACAGGCUAAUAUUAGAACUGUUAAACUUGUUUUAUGACAAAUGCAUGCCCUACUCCUUUACUUCACUUGUUUUUCAGCGCCAUAUGACCUAUAUUUUGUCGAUGUGCAGUUAAAACCAACUAAAACAAAACAAAUCUUCACUGGUUUUGUUUUACUAAAUUUUGACUACUAGUAAGAGACUGUAGUGUUCUAAAUUUGAUGACCUACAAUGUUGCGCUAUGUCUUUUUCCACAUUUUUUUAGCCUAAGGGUUUUGUAUGAAUGAUAUAAUGUCCUCAUUGCCGUCUUGUAACUCUUAGCAACCCCACGUUUUUUUUAUGAUAUAUUGAUUUGCAACUUAUCCGUUUUCCUCUUCGGUAUGACUGACUACCUGUUUCAAUCCUCUAUAUAAAAAAGGCAAAGUAAUUUAUUAGCCUUUGAUUUACAAAAGUGGUACAAUAAUGCCCGUGAAGAAACAUAUCUCUACCAUGAGGGUCAGUUAGUUUU